Molecule: messenger RNA, 845 nt
Organism: Amborella trichopoda
Lineage: Eukaryota; Viridiplantae; Streptophyta; Magnoliopsida; Amborellales; Amborellaceae
Source: RefSeq, a predicted model, not a curated record
AGGACCGACCGCAUAGCAAUCAUUCCAAAUUUGCAACCGAGCAAGAAUAAUAUGGUGAAGAAGCAAGCAGCAAGGAAAAAAAUCUAUUUGAUCAUUUAUCCAUAUGUUGUGGGCGACAUUGUAAAGGGCCCUUGCUUUUCCCUGUAGAGAGGGACAAAGAUUUUGCCGUCUGGACACUGGACAGAGAGAUGGUGGCCGCUGCUUCUUCUGUCUUGCUUCCCUCCCUCUCAUCCCCAACUUCACUCCCACUUGCUUCGUCUAACUCUCUUUUCUUCGGCCAUGGAAGCAGUGUGCAGUUUAUGAGGAAGAACCCUAGUUUCUCUCUAAACAGAAGAAGCCAUGGUAAUGCAGGGCUGAACUGCCGCUGCUUGUUUGGCCUUGGAGUGCCAGAGCUAGUCGUGAUAGCAGGCGUUGCAGCUAUAGUUUUUGGACCCAAGAAGCUCCCUGAAGUUGGUCGUAGCAUUGGGAAAACAGUGAGGAGUUUUCAACAGGCAGCAAAGGAGUUUGAGACAGAGCUGAAAAAAGAUAAAGAGACCAUUGAGGAACCACCACCACCAACUGAUACAUCCAAAGCAAGCAGUGUGGAUGAGAAGCAAAAUCUCAAUGCUUAGUUUGGCUCUCAAUUGCAUCCAUCAAUUCUUUUUUGAUGAUCAGAAUCCAGCCCCAUUGCACAAUGGCUUCGGUAUUUUUUAUCGUAAAUGAUGGGUCAAGACAAUUGAGUUCCAUUUUUCACAGGCAGUUGAUGUAACAUAUUCGAUGAAAUUCUGUCUAGUUUAAUGUAUUACGAAGCUUGUAUUUCAAUAUAGAAACUUCCAUGUAUGGAUUACGUUUCUUUGCGUCUUUCA